AUGAACGGGACGGAAGGUAUCAAUUUUUACGUGCCUAUGUCCAACAAGACAGGGGUGGUGCGAAGCCCCUUCGAGUACCCCCAGUAUUACCUAGCCGAGCCCUGGAAAUACCGCCUUGUGUGCUGCUACAUCUUCUUCCUCAUCUCCACCGGCCUGCCCAUCAACCUCCUCACCCUCCUGGUCACCUUCAAACACAAGAAGCUCCGGCAGCCGCUCAACUACAUCCUGGUCAACCUGGCGGUGGCUGACCUCUUCAUGGCCUGUUUUGGCUUCACGGUCACCUUCUACACGGCCUGGAACGGAUACUUCGUCUUCGGCCCCGUUGGCUGUGCCGUGGAGGGCUUCUUCGCCACGCUGGGAGGCCAGGUUGCCCUGUGGUCCCUGGUGGUCCUGGCCAUCGAACGCUACAUCGUCGUCUGCAAGCCCAUGGGAAAUUUCCGCUUCUCCGCGACCCACGCCAUGAUGGGCAUCGCUUUCACCUGGAUAAUGGCCUUCUCCUGUGCUGCACCUCCCCUCUUCGGCUGGUCCAGAUACAUGCCCGAGGGGAUGCAGUGCUCCUGCGGUCCCGACUACUACACCCACAACCCCGACUACCACAACGAGUCCUACGUCCUCUACAUGUUCAUCAUCCACUUCAUCAUCCCGGUCGUGGUCAUUUUCUUCUCCUACGGGCGCCUCAUUUGCAAAGUCCGAGAGGCAGCCGCGCAGCAGCAGGAGUCGGCCACCACGCAGAAGGCAGAGAAGGAGGUGACGCGGAUGGUGAUCCUGAUGGUGCUGGGCUUCAUGCUGGCCUGGACGCCCUACGCCGUGGUGGCGUUCUGGAUCUUCACCAACAAGGGAGCAGACUUCACUGCCACGCUCAUGUCAGUGCCUGCCUUCUUCUCCAAGAGCUCCUCCCUCUACAACCCCAUCAUCUACGUCCUCAUGAACAAGCAGUUCCGUAACUGCAUGAUCACCACGAUCUGCUGCGGCAAGAACCCCUUUGGGGACGAAGAUGUCUCCUCUGCUGUAUCCCAGAGCAAGACCGAGGUCUCCUCCGUCUCCUCCAGCCAAGUUUCACCUGCAUAGACCAUGGACAGUUUGAACUGGGGUGACCACCGAGCUCGGGGACCAAGACAGACACCCUCACACCCACAACCUGAUCCCACACAGUCACUCCCUUGCACACCAGCAGCCCCCUCCUGCCAUCCUGCGCUCCUGCCUGGCAAAGCAGCCUUGCGCACACUGCCACGGCUUCCCCUCGUCCCCAUGGGUACCAACCUGGCACGCUGAGCCCUUCCACAAUGCUGCAGUCCAGCACCAGGGCACCCCCAGGUGCAAGCAGCAUCCUGCCCCCUGCAAACACCAGCCCUGGGGCACCUCGCCCCCUGCACAUUGAUGCUGUGCUAAUCCCAUACUGGGCAGCCAGUCUGCAACCAGAGCUGGGGUGCAACAGCACGGGGGAAAGAGCAAGCUCCAGGCUGUUUGGGGUAGGGGGGUGUCCUUUCAUGGCACCUACUGGUCCAGGAGGGAAAUCUGCUUUAAAGCAUCUCUUGCCCCAGGAUUUGCAUGCAAAACCUUUCCUCAUGGCCUCCACGUGCUCGUGCAGAGCUGCAGGGUGGCAGCAAGGAGGGUGGAUGCUUCUCUCGCUGUGGCUUCACAAGCAG
Anas platyrhynchos (mallard) is the source of this 1646-nucleotide messenger RNA. Its product is annotated as green-sensitive opsin. Gene Ontology annotation, molecular function: G protein-coupled receptor activity. Gene Ontology annotation, biological process: phototransduction; G protein-coupled receptor signaling pathway; visual perception. Lineage: Eukaryota; Metazoa; Chordata; Aves; Anseriformes; Anatidae. The record is from RefSeq and is a predicted model, not a curated record. Gene Ontology annotation, cellular component: membrane.